Messenger RNA from Protomyces lactucae-debilis, 1150 nucleotides. RefSeq lists its product as uncharacterized. Gene Ontology annotation, cellular component: cytoplasm. Lineage: Eukaryota; Fungi; Ascomycota; Taphrinomycetes; Taphrinales; Protomycetaceae. The transcript has a single exon. The coding region runs from base 18 to 983 and encodes 321 amino acids. The record is from RefSeq and is a predicted model, not a curated record. Gene Ontology annotation, biological process: biosynthetic process. Gene Ontology annotation, molecular function: isomerase activity.
CGAUACUCUACUACAGGAUGCAUACGCUUGACUUUUGCACUCUUGAUGUCUUCACGACAAAACGCUAUGAGGGAAACCCCUUGGCACUCAUCAAGCUUCUCCCAGCUCAAAGUGAGCAAUUGACACAAGCUGACAAGCAAAAGAUUGCCAAAGAAUUCAAUCUUUCCGAAAGCAUCUUUGUACAUCUGCCGCACCCAGUAGACUCUGGUGAUGGUCCACAAGACUGUACGCCAGGCCUACAAACUGGUGACUAUAAAGUGGACAUCUUCUUGACCAAUAUGGAAAUUCCAUUCGCCGGACAUCCUACAAUCGGAGCGGCUACCUGGCUGGCCAAGAAUGGCUAUAAUCCAAAGAGAAUCAUCACAAAGGCUGGACCCAUUCCCAUUGAAAUGGACAAUGAUAUGGCAAACGCUGGAAUUCCUCAAGCGUUUCAUCGGCAUCGGUGGUUGGAAUCAUUACAAGCAAGUACCUUGCUUUCAGAAAAUGCCCGUCCUUACGCCCUGUGCUCAAUUGUCAAAGGCAUGACAUUCUUGCUCGUCGAGCUGAACACUUCGGAUGCGCUUGACAGGGUCCCUCUCAUACAAGCAGAUAUUCACGAGAUGUUGCCAAAGGUCAGCGAUCUGGAUGAAGGAUGGCGAACUGGCAUGAUUGGCGUCUACUACUUUUUCAAGACCCAGCAUCGGGAGGACGAUGAGCAGGGUGCUCACCAGUGUAUCUCUGUCAGGACACGAAUGUUGGAGGGUUUGACACUCGAAGACCCUGCAACAGGCUCUGCUGCCUGCACACUUGCGUGCGCACUGUUCAUGUUGGAAGACAAGCGGGCUCCAAAGAUGACGAUGGAGGUUACUCAAGGCGUGGAAAUGGGGAGACGCUCAGAGAUCAAUGUACAAGUGGAAGCCGACGCGUUAGGAAGUCUUGCCGAUGUUAUGGUCACGCUCAGAGGUACGGCUGUACCUGUCAUGAAUGGACAAUUGAUCAUCUAAAUUGGUUUGCUCUAGUGAUCAAAUUAGGAACGGCUUGCUAAUCCUGUUGCAUAUAGAGGCUGCGAGUCCACGACCAUCAUCGGAAGCUUAUUUCUGCCUAUUAGUAAGUGCAAAUCAAGUGAGGAACCGUACAGUGUGCGCAAUCUUGCUUGGAUUCAUCUGUGUCU